Molecule: messenger RNA, 3426 nt
Organism: Tuber aestivum (summer truffle)
Lineage: Eukaryota; Fungi; Ascomycota; Pezizomycetes; Pezizales; Tuberaceae
Source: the annotation of a GenBank genome assembly
AUGCUUUCUUUUCGUUCUCGUGGCACGUCUCGCCCCAAGAAGGCGGGACUAGCAGCCGACGAUGCGAACGACGAUGUUGGGAGCAGUAUCGAUAGUUCGGGCACCAUCGGUAGUGCUGAAACUAGGGCUAGGGGGUCUAUGAGCUUGAGGGGGCGUCUUGGCUUAAUGGAAACGCUAACGCUUAGAGGGCUGAAGGCUGGGAGUGGGAAUGCAAGUGGAAUGAGGAGUGCGGAUUGCGGGAAAUCAGGAAACGAUAAUAGAGGUCCUGCGAGUGGAGGAUUGCUUGUCAAACAUUCGGCAGGUUACCAAGGUAAUAACAGCGCGGCGAUCAAAUCUGCGGGUGUUUAUGGUGAUACUAAGUUGAAGCACUCUGAAGAGGAUGGCGUUGGUAAGACUGCCGGGGUGAAACAUCCUGAAGAUGGCGACGACAAGGAUGAGUGCGAUCGGGUUGACCAGCCGCAGGGAAGUGGGUCAGACUCUGGAAGGGUUGCGGCUGACCCUGGUAGUGCUGGCCGAGAAGCGAGCGCAGAGGGCAAGACUGCUGCUGUUGGUCUGAGCACAGGCCAAUUGACGGGAACAGCGAUUGACUUUAAUACUCCUCCCCAUCCGCCUCAACAAGUCGCAGGUUUCCCUUGCGAAAGAUUUCCUUCUCUGCCUCCGCGACCCCCAGGCCCUGGACAACCCGCGAAUGCACAGUUGCGAGGAUUACCACCGGUAGUACCAACGGCCGCUGCUGGACGUGCUUUUAGAGCUUCUACUGCUAGUGGCGCUUAUCCGCCAUCUAACCUGCGCCCAUACUCGCCCGCUUCUACCGCCUCUUCGUCUGCUACAAUGACUCCGACAACGUACUCCAGACGGAAUCUUCCGGUAGAAAAUUCACAGAUACAAUAUCCUCCUGCUCCUCGUCGGCUUCACCACUCACGACAACAGCAACCUCCUCCCCAGCAGAGUGCUAACUACCAGCCUCCGCAGAGGCCAGGGCCCAUCAGAUCUGGGGGUGGUUUCCCUCAGUCGUAUUCGUCGUCAUCAUCCGCGAAAACGGGCAACAGUUCAGCUUCUCCCACAACCGAAUCGCUGGAAUCCACAGAGUCUCCGCCCCCGUUGGAGCCAAAAGAUCCUGGCACUAAACCCUCUUCUGAAGAAUCUAUCACUCCAAGCCAGGCCCCAAACCUCGAGCAAGCUCGGGCCUUGCCUGGGCCAUGCUAUUCCCAAAGUUAUGGCCCUCCGAAUUCACAGAUCUUUGUUAAACGUCCACAGCACCCAACCUAUCCCUAUCCUCUGCAGCAACGCACAAUGCCCCGUCCCUUGAGAUCCGCUCCGUUUUUCCACGAGGGCUUGUACUUUGCUCAGAUAUCGUAUAAUACCGUACCUGAAGAGGCAAUGGCUGGCCCUGAACUGUCUUGUGUUCAGUACCCUCCAUUUCACCUUGCCCAUCUGGAUUGCAUGGCUCAGCACAAGGUAAUGCACAAAGUUCACAACAUCCACCACAGUGUUCCUUGUAUGACGUGCAGAACUAUGGGACAUGGUGGCGCCGGGGGGACUAUUGACAAAAGUGACGAUCCCGCAGACUAUCGUUUUGUUUGUGGGUGGUGCGCUAUCCGCAUUUGUACGGGGUGUAGGGAUGAACUCCGCUUCCAGGAUAAUCGUUUGAUGGACCUACUCCGGGUUCUUGGGGAGCGUGAGGGAAAUGGCGGCCCGGGUGAUCCAAAUGCACCUUCGCAAUUGAAGAUCGAGGUACAGCCAAGGGUACCCGAUCUAGGAGGCACCAAACUACCCGUGGAUUCGUCUGCUCCCGCCCAAGCGACAAGUACGGAGGAGUUGUCAAAUUUGUCACAUUUUGGACCACCUGGCUACUCGGGGGAUUCUGCUCCGAUGUCUCGUCCUAGCACUGGCAAUUCUGAGUCUGAAACUUGCGAUCCUCAAGGAAGGCUGAUGAAGUUCAGGGAGUAUGAUGGAGAGCCAUGCUGGCCUCCGCCAACAAGGGGCAAGAGGCAUCCGAUCCUAGACCAGAGGGCUGAACUUACAAACAUCGGAGAAUACCCUCGGCAGAGGAUAUCUUCCCACACACCCAUUGAACCAUCUGGCGUAACCCCACAAAGGAGGUCAAACCAACGGCUACCUGACCCUUUACAACGGAAUCAGCGCGGGCCAACACCUCAGCCAAGCGGUCAGUUUGUUCCGCAGCGGAGGUCUCCCAAACUAGAUUCACCAAAGCCAAGAAAAAGGUCCGACGGGGAGUCUGAGGCACCAGUUGGAUCAACAGAUGGGAGACAAACGCACCAGCAGGCACAGCUUCCCCACCAGGUGCCACCUCCACGUGAGCCAUCGCCACUGCUUCAAGUAUCACCCCCGCGAGGGCCCUCACCGCCUCGUCAGCCCUCACCGCCCGAACGCGGGGCCACCCCUCUCUCAACAUUGGGGGCUAUUGGGCAACAAGAGGUGCCACUAACACCGCCGCCUAAGUCACCGAGGCGUAAGGAAUCUCCGCCAAUCUCCGCGCCAACGGUAGGUAUGGUUGACAUUUCGGGAACUUUGAGGGUUAGUGAACCGGAGGUUUCUCAAUCAAAGGUUAUGCAGCCCGAAGUUAAGGAUCUAGAAGCCAAACAGACUAAGACCGAGCAGCCAGAGGUUAGCCGGGCUCAGAUUGAGAAACCGGAGGCCAAGUUACCUGAAGCUAAGAAACGGCCGACUCCGAGCUUAGGUCGACCCCAGGUCGAGAAAAAACAGGAAAUGCGUGCCGGAUCUCCCUUACCCGGUCCUGGGCCUCAACGGGAGAGUGCCCCCAGACCUGGUGAACCACCUCGAUCCACUCCAUCGCCCCGACCUGAGCCCACCCAGGCGACAAAGGUGGGGGAAAAGUUGGAAGGAACUUCGCACACGGGGCGUGGUACACCUCGGCCGGUUACGAAACUCCCGGAACCGGAGGUUUUGAGGCCAGAGCCAGCCGCUAAACCGAUGCAUAAGCCGACUGAGCCCGUACUGGCGGCAAAGCCGGAGAAACCCGUUCAACCACCGAUAAAACAGGAAAAGGCUUUACCGGAACCGCCAAAACCGGUCAAGAGCAUGAUAGCCGAUUUUCCAAUUUCGAAACCUGUCACUUCUCCUGAAGAGAGGCCGAUAUAUCCUACUAAACCCGAGCCUAAAAUCGAUCUUUCGUACUACAACCUCAAGCCAGCUACAACACGGGAGAGGUACAAGCUGUCGGAUGACAUGCAGUUGCCUGAAAUAGAUUUUGGGGGCACACUGGAUACAAUGGCCAUGACGGACGGCAUUUUGGGAAGACCUGCCAGAACCCAUGAGAAGCCCCCAGCCGCACCAAUAAGACGGGGAGGAGGAGAGAAGGAAGGAAGCAUUUCGGGGAGCAUAAAAGAUAAAAAGAAGUGGCGACUCCCAGGAUUUGGAAAAAAGAAGGUGGAGAGAAAGUAG